Molecule: messenger RNA, 698 nt
Organism: Mycotypha africana
Lineage: Eukaryota; Fungi; Mucoromycota; Mucoromycetes; Mucorales; Mycotyphaceae
Exons: 2
Coding region: 237-392 (51 amino acids)
Source: RefSeq, a predicted model, not a curated record
CAAUCCAAAAAAAAAAGCUCCUCAUGUCUUUUGCACGAUGAUGCUCAACUAUUCUUUAUACUUAUCUUGUUAAAUUCGAUUGUUGCGUGCAAAAAUUGUUGACAUAGGUUAAGUUAAAACUGCACACGCGUUUGAGAUUUGUACAACGAUAGCACCAUCAUCCAAAAUUUCUGAAAAACAAUUGGCUGCUUCAAUCAUCCAAGUGCUACCAUACUAUUGCGUUCUUUGUCAGUUGUAUGCCAUCAAGUUGCUAUUUUCAGAGCAAUUUUAUUGAAAUCCAUUGGAUCUAUUUUUUUUUUUUGUUUUUUGCCAAGAGACGUUCUGUUAUUAUUUUGAAAGGCAGCUGCUGGUCUGUCAAAGCCCGUCAGAAACAGAUUAUGAAGGAACGGUGAAAGAAACUUUUGCGUACGCGCAUGCACGCAUCAACCCCAAAGUCGCUUCAACUUUUCCCGUUUUUGAUAAAUAUCUGAUUCUAUGUUUGAAGGGACAAGCGUGCGUAUAUUACUAACCUUCUACUUACAAAUCCUUUAGGUCCAUUAAACGGCUAUUUAGGCUUCAGGAAAAACAUGGUGAUGGCUACUGGUUUUGUUUGUAAGCGGGAUUGAAUUGUCAUAGAGGAAUUGAAAACUAAAUUUGUCAAUCGGGGAAAAAAUAUUCAAAAUUGUAAGUGGUUCGUGCGCUUCUUUUGUCGGUGUGCA